AUGAACUCUGCAUCACGUUCUAAUGAUGAUGAUGCUGCCCCACCACCUACUACAAGCAGCCAGGGCAUUUUUUUCCCGAAACAAGAUGCCACGUCAGUAAUUGACGCAGGCAGUAGCAGCAACAGUGACCACGACGCAGAAGCACUCAGCAAUGACGACGAUGGAGUCCAAGAAGAGUCUCCUGCAAGUCGCUUAGAGGCUGGACACUCGGUUCGUGGUCAAAAACGUCGACAACGAAUUCACUUUGACGUACUGCAAUUAAAGUCAGUUUUUCACCUGCCGUUAAAGACGGCGGCCGAACGACUUGGUAUCUGCGAAGCGGCUCUCAAACGGAUUUGUCGACGGAAUCAGAUCUACAGAUGGCCGUACCGUCAAUUGUCGUCUGUACGUCGACGCAUUGCAGAGCUCAAUGACCGCCGUGCUGAACUCCUCGCGGAACGUGGCGAACUCCCCACAUUGGUGACGGCAGCCCAAUUUGAAUCCAAAAUACAGGAACUAAGAGCGGAAGAGGAUGAGAUCAUUCGAAUGGUUCUUCGACCCCACCAUCGGCUGGUGGAAACAACAACUAGGUCGAUUACGACCAGUGAAGACAGUUCGUAUGGGAAGUCUUCUCAGCACUAUGGACAACGUCCGAUCCUGAACGAGGAAUUUUAUUUCCAUCUUCAAGGCUGUCAAAGUGCCAUUGCGAACUUACCGCCGCUGGAUCUCGGCCGAGUGGAUCGCGAUUUUCCGCUGUUGUUCCUAGCGAACGUGUGUGAGUCCGUUCGAACUUAUUACUACAGAAAGGAAAACGUUUAG
Peronospora matthiolae is the source of this 798-nucleotide messenger RNA. NCBI's taxonomy places the organism in Eukaryota, Oomycota, Peronosporomycetes, Peronosporales, Peronosporaceae. The record is from the annotation of a GenBank genome assembly.